Eucalyptus grandis is the source of this 1127-nucleotide messenger RNA. RefSeq names its product aquaporin PIP1-2. The record is from RefSeq and is a predicted model, not a curated record. Gene Ontology annotation, cellular component: plasma membrane; plasmodesma; vacuole. The transcript is spliced from 4 exons. NCBI's taxonomy places the organism in Eukaryota, Viridiplantae, Streptophyta, Magnoliopsida, Myrtales, Myrtaceae. Bases 109 to 972 code for a protein of 287 amino acids. Gene Ontology annotation, molecular function: water channel activity. Gene Ontology annotation, biological process: transmembrane transport; response to water deprivation.
AUCUUCUCUGCCACCACGCUAUCUUUAUUCACAUAAACAGAGAGAGAGAGCUCAGUUCACGAAACAGAGAAAACAGAGCAGAGAACAGAGCACAGAAGGAGAAGGAAAAUGGAGGGCAAAGAAGAGGACGUGAGAGAGGGAGCCAACAAGUUCCCGGAUAGGCAGCCCAUCGGGACGUCCGCGCAGACGGACAAGGACUACAAGGAGCCACCCCCGGCGCCGUUGUUCGAGCCAGGGGAGCUCGCGUCAUGGUCCUUCUACAGGGCUGGGAUUGCGGAGUUCGUGGCCACCUUCUUGUUCCUCUACAUCACCAUCCUCACCGUCAUGGGCUUCGCCAACAACCAAAACAAGUGCAAGACCGUGGGCGUCCAGGGCAUUGCCUGGGCCUUCGGGGGCAUGAUCUUCGCCCUUGUCUACUGCACCGCCGGUAUCUCUGGUGGACAUAUCAACCCAGCAGUGACCUUUGGGCUUUUCCUGGCCAAGAAGCUGUCCCUGACCAGGGCAGUGUUCUACAUGGUUAUGCAGUGCCUCGGGGCCAUCUGUGGUGCUGGGGUGGUGAAAGGCUUCAUGGGCCACACUCAAUAUGAGCUUCUGAAUGGUGGCGCCAACUAUGUGCACCAUGGCUACACCAAGGGUGAUGGCCUCGGUGCUGAAAUUGUGGGCACUUUUGUCCUGGUUUACACUGUGUUCUCUGCCACUGAUGCCAAGAGGAAUGCCAGAGACUCUCAUGUCCCUAUCUUGGCUCCUCUUCCAAUUGGGUUUGCUGUGUUCUUGGUUCACUUGGCCACAAUCCCCAUCACCGGAACCGGCAUUAACCCGGCAAGGAGUCUUGGAGCCGCCAUCAUCUUCGACAAGGACUUUGCCUGGGACGACCAAUGGAUCUUCUGGGUUGGACCAUUCAUUGGAGCUGCCCUAGCUGCUCUCUACCACCAGAUCAUCAUCAGAGCAAUUCCCUUCAAGGCCAGGGCUUGAAGUUCAAUUUGCAUCUUUUGCUUCUCUCCUUUCACUUGAGGCUUUGUUUUUUCUCCCUUAGGGUUGGACUUUUUUCCAUCUUUAUGAUGUAAAUUAUCGACUUACGAUAGUAUUUCGAGUGUGUGAAUGAUGGACUAUCCUUUUCUUUUUCCUAC